Molecule: messenger RNA, 1665 nt
Organism: Aplysia californica (California sea hare)
Lineage: Eukaryota; Metazoa; Mollusca; Gastropoda; Aplysiida; Aplysiidae
Product: zinc finger BED domain-containing protein 4-like
Exons: 2
Coding region: 1-1665 (554 amino acids)
Molecular function (GO): DNA binding
Source: RefSeq, a predicted model, not a curated record
AUGUCUGCCAAGCCAAGUCUAUGUUGGAAAUUGAUAACACAAAAGAGUGGCGGUGUUGGCGGUGCCAAAAUUGCUGUGUGCGAUGUAUGCAAAUGUGAGUUGGCCUACUCGGGAAGAUCAACUACAAAUCUGCUCAGGCAUUUGAGAAAAAAACAUCCUCUUCACAUUGCUCAAUUUGAGGAAGUGAGUGAAAGCUCAUCUACUACAAGUGUUCCUGCUGCUGCCUCUUCUUCGACUACUCAGAGCUCUGCGCCCACAGCUGGUCCAAGUAGGUCUACACAACCAACUCUGUUCGACACCAUAGAGAGAGUGACAAAGUAUAAACCAGGGAGUGACAGAAAGAAGGAACUAGACAACUGUGUGCUGGAUCUGGUUACAGUCGACCUACAACCUCUUUCAGUGGUAGAAAAUACAGGGUUUCGGCGACUGGUGAACAAGCUGGAUCCUCGUUACGACAUCGUCUCAAGGAAAACCUUGUCAACUCAACUGCUACCUAUGAAAUAUCGAGCAGAGAGAGAUCAGCUGAGGAGACAGAUGGACGAAGUGAACCACCUCACUGUCACCACAGACUGCUGGACCUCACGAAAAACUGAAUCUUUCAUGACAGUUACCGUACAUUUUGUCUCCCCUGACUGGAAGCUAACUUCUAGAGUUCUCAACACGGUGUUGCUGGAGACAACUCACACGUCUGAAAACCUCGCAGCUAAGAUCUUAGAAAUUUUUACAGCUUGGGGGAUUAAGGACAAAGUGACUACCAUUGUCACGGACAACGCAGCCAAUAUGAAGCUUGCGGUUGAGUUAAUGAGAUGUCGACAUCAGCCAUGCUUCGCCCACACCCUCAACCUCGUAGUCAAGGAAUCCAUCAGAAAGACGUAUGAUGUGUUCACAGCAAAAAACAAGGUGAAAGACAUUGUUUCGUUUUUCCACCACAGCGUCAACGCCAGUAAUUUGCUCAAAGAAGCCCACAAAGCUAAAAACACGACACCGAAGAAACUUAAACAGGACGUGGAAACUCGCUGGAACAGUACCUUCGAGAUGCUCAAGUCAUACUUGGAGCAGCACGAACAGGUGACCACAGCCCUGUGUCUGAAUGGCAAACAAGACAUGUGCCUUAGCCCCAUCAAGUUGCCAGUUUUGCAGAAGGCAAUGGAGGUCUUGGAACCAUUCCACGAGGCAACAGUAGAGAUAUCUACUGAGCAACACACCUCCGUGGCAAAAAUUGUUCCCAUAGUGUUCCUUUUGCGCCGUUUGACAGCCCAAGACAGGUCGCCCCUCAGCAACUGCCUCAAUUCUCAGCUCAGUCAGCGUUUUGAAAACAUUGACGAAAAGACGCAUCUGAGGCUGGCUACACUGUUGGACCCCAGGUUCAAGCGGGAUGGUUUCCCAACAACAGCAUCAGCUAACUCUGCUGUGGACAAACUAAAGACCACUGCCAUGCCCAUUGCGCUGCCACAGCAACCAGGACAAAUUCAAACAACAGCAAGCAAGGAAGAAACAACAGCUCCACCUCCUGCUAAGAAAGUGUCGAAGCUCUGGACACAGUUCGACCAAGCGGUCAAAGGCAAACAGGCUGCUGUGCCCAGAGUAGCAGGAGUAGAGAGUGAAAUCCGUCGCUACUUGGACAGUGACAUGAUGCCACGGGACUCCAACCCCUUGACUUGCUGA